Molecule: messenger RNA, 2802 nt
Organism: Anopheles coustani
Lineage: Eukaryota; Metazoa; Arthropoda; Insecta; Diptera; Culicidae
Product: endoplasmic reticulum metallopeptidase 1-like
Biological process (GO): proteolysis
Molecular function (GO): metalloexopeptidase activity
Source: RefSeq, a predicted model, not a curated record
AUGGAGGACGUCUUGAUGAUACAGGAACGCCGGACGAAAACCAAGGAAAACUACGAUUCCAACAUUCACCGGCUGCCCUGGUACGCCGGCUGGUUGCUGAUCGCACUCGUGGCCGUUUGCAGUACCGUUAGCUACCAGACGCUCCUGCAACUUCCACCCGCGCUCAGCGAGGCCGACCUUGGCCAACACCCGUUCGCGUUCAUCGGUGCCCGGGCCUGGGAAAGUCUCCGCCGGCUGGAAGCCCUUGGCCCACGGCCUACUGGGUCGCGGGCAAACGAGGUGUUGGCCGUGCAGGUGCUCGAGCAAGAGUUUUCCCUUAUCAACGCGUCACGGCACACCGGGCAAGUGGUGCUUUACGACAAGCAGGUCGUUUCCGGUGCAUUCGUACGCUGGGGUGCAAGCGUCUACCGGAGGGUGCAGAAUUUGGUCGUGAAAAUCGUCGGCGAAGACGGCGAUCAGCAUGCGUUGCUGUUGAACUGCCACUUUGACUCCGUACCCACCAGCCCUGGGGCGAGUGACGAUGGAGGACAAUGCGCGAUGAUGCUCGAACUGCUGCAUGUUCUUUCCCGGGAACCAAGGAGACCCCGUCACUCGAUCGUGUUCCUGUUUAAUGGGGCCGAGGAAACGCCACUGCAAGCGUCCCACGGUUUCAUCACGAACCACCGGUGGGCCGGGAAUAUUCGGGCGUUCAUUAACCUCGAAUCGGCCGGUUCGGGCGGGAAGGAAUUUCUGUUCCAAAGCGGUCCUCAGCAUCCGUGGUUGAUCGAGGCGUACUCCCAGGCCGUUCGGCGACCGUUCGGGCAGGCGCUUGGGGAAGAGAUUUUCCAGCUCGGUGUUAUUCCGUCCGAUACGGACUUUGGUAUCUUUCGCGACUAUGGCCACAUUCCGGGGCUAGAUUUUGCCCACAUCUUCAACGGGUAUCGCUACCACACGCAGUACGAUUCGAUCGAGUACCUUUCGCCGGCCGUGCUGCAGCGUACCGGUGACAACAUGCUGGCGCUCGUACGUGUCCUGGCAAAUGGGCACCACCUCGGGAACAGUGCAGCCCGUGCCGUAGGAAACACCGUUUUCUUUGACUUCCUAGGACUCUUCUUCGUGACGUAUUCGGCCACCGAAGGUUCGGUAUUCAAUGUGAUUGUAUCAAUCGGUGGGUUGGUCAUUGGCUGUUGGAGCGUGCUGGCCGUCGUCGGAUGGCGACACUUUCGUUUUGUAGCGUAUGAAGUAGGCCACGGAUUUGUGGCUACUUUGAUCGGCUCGUUUGUUGCAGCGUUGGUAAAUUUGGUCAUCGUUCAUCUGCUCGAUCGUGUUCUGGAUCGAUCAAUGGCGUGGUUUUCAUCAUCCUGGCUUGCUAUCGGUCUGUACUGUAUCCCGGCGAUGGCCGUGCUGUUCAUUUUCCAUCGAUUGCUCCAUCCGCUGUGCAGACAAGCUAAGACGGUCCUAUCUCUUACGCUGACGGUGCAAGCAAGCAUAACGGGAGUGUUCCUUUUCUGGGCCAUAAUAACCGUUGGUGCCACUGUUGCGGGUUUCCGGUCCCCCUACGUCAUUGCGAUCCUUCUCACGCUUUCCUUAUUCGGUACGUCGAUCGUGGCGCUGUUGAAGCUGCAAUCCUUCCCCACGGGCUAUUGGUUGAUCGUCUACCUGAUCGUCCACACUUUGGCCCUUCUCUGGACGACGCAGUUUUAUCAUCUUACCAUCAGCAUGUUCAUCCCAAUCGCAGGUCGCGCACGUUCCGACGUAAAUGGCGACCUGCGAAUCGCACUCCUGGCAACAAUUUGGACCGUUCUUGCCAUGGUUCCGUUGAUAAACUUGCUGAGAAAACCGUGCUACACGAUCGGAUUGCUUGCAGUGCUGUUUGUUGUUACAUUUGUGCUGGCCACGGCGACGUCGAUCGGGUUCCCGUAUCGUGCCCCCGGUCCCGACCAAGCUCCCAAGGUUCAGCGCAUCCAUGUGCAGCACAUCCGGCGUCGGUUCUUUGAACCCAAUAGCACCGAAAGCGUGCGGCGAACUGAUGCCGGAUAUAUUUUUAACCUCUUGGAUCGUCACAGUGAGCGAACGAUACGGCAGGUAUUGGCAACUCAACCGGACAGCGCGCCGUUAAAAACGACGUCCUUACCAGACUGCACGACCGAACUGUCCUGCGGUCUGCCUUGGGUGGCAUUUAACAAUCCCUCACUUUGGUCACCCCAAACGGACUCAAACCGACCGAACACACCGGAACCGGUACAGCUUUCCCUCGACUCCCGGGACGAUGGAAAUUUGACGAUCCUGCUGUCAGGAAAUUACGAGACGAAUGUUCUUCUUCGCCCCCGACCGAACGUGACGCUCGCUGGAUGGAAUCUCACGCCGGGUUAUCCAUCGCCGGUAGGAUUCGAUCGUCACUUGACGUACCGUAUUCGCAUUAACCAUGGACUUCCCUCCGACGAACCGUUCAAAUUAGUACUGAAGCUGCAAACCAACGCACCCGUUGACGCCUAUUUGUCACUGGUGGACAUUAGCGUGACGACGAACUUCUGCGAAUAUCAGGAGCACUUUACCAAACGGUUUGCGACAUUGGUCAGGUCGUUUCCCGACUGGACGGCCGCCGUGCCUUGCGUGGCUGUGGUAGACUUUUACAGAUUUUGAAGUAAAUUUAAGGAUACUUCAGGUAUGUAAACGUUGGGGUUUUCAUUCGAAUAUAUAAACUUUAUGUUUUAGCUUGGACAGACCAAAAACGACAUUAAAAAUUUACCAUACAUUUAAGUACAUUAAACGACUGUUUUCGCGAGCAAGACUGAAUGUUGUGGAAGGCACAGUGAAAAACAU